GUGUUUAAAUUAUGGGGCUCUUGGAUCCGCAGAAAUCUGAAUGUUCUGCCUUAAAGUUUCUUCGGAGCUGACAGUGAUCUCAGACACCAGAAUCAGGAGGUUGUGGAUUUAAUGCGUCUCUGCCAGACUUCAGAUGACUGCCUCACUAUUUGAGAUGAAUCUUACCUUCCAGAGGGUUUUGAAAUAAUCAAAACUUCUUUUCAGUAACACUUUGCAAGGUCGUAAUCAUCUCGGGAAGUCCUCAUUUCACAGUCUCUCCUGAGAUUUUACUUGUGUUUUGGCAUGUCCUUGUCCCAUCCAUCAAGCAUUUGUUUUAUUUGAAGUUAAUUGGCUAAAUUCAAGAGAAACUGGUUGAAUUUCCUGUUGCUUCUCCUUGGGUGGCCUUUCCAACACUAUUUCUUGUGAUGACCAUUCAUUUGAAGGCUGGUUGUCCAGACAACUUAGCUGUCACACUGAAUUCCCUGAGUAUUUUCAGGGAACAUCACUGCAUGUCCCCACCUUAGCAACUCAGGGGAGAGUUCAGAGUGUUUGGGAAUGAAAAGAUUGUGAUACUCUGGUUUCAACAGAUUCUUCAUUUGUCAAACUCUCACAAAGAUCUGUUGAUGUUAUAGUGUGUGUUGUUGAUAGAGACAUGAUUUUGUGAGAGAGAGACUAAUUUUCUUUACUUUUUGUGAGAGCCCAUUGGAAAAUUAUAUUCCCUUCGCUGCCUUGUUUCCUGGAGUAUGCCUGGCACGGGGCACAAGGCAGUGAACAAGACAGACAGGGGACGCCUGGAUGGGGCUUACGUACAGGGUUGGAGAAAGGCAUUGACUGCAUGGUUCCUUACUGUAGCCGUGGUACGUAUGAUGAAGGAAACGUUCAGGCAGUAGGAGACCAGAGGGGUGCGGGGACUUGACCAGUGCACCACCAGGCCAGUCCCAAGAAGUCAUUUUUAAGCUGAGAACCGAAGGAUUAAUGGGAGGUUCCAGACAGGCAAGGAAGAAGAACGUUCUAGGGAAGAGAGGAGCAGGUCGAAGGCUGUGUGUUGGGAAGGAGCCUUGGAGGAGCCGCAGAGAAAGGCAGGCGGUGGGGUGGGCCGUGCGCAGGGCGGGUCACGUCGCUCAGGGCCUUGGAGCAGCCGCAGAGAAAGGCAGGCGGUGGGGUGGGCCGUGCGCAGGGCGGGUCACGUCGCUCAGGGCCUUGGAGCAGCCGCAGAGAAAGGCAGGCGGUGGGGUGGGCCGUGCGCUGGGCGGGUCACGUCGCUCAGGGCCUUGGACAAGGUGGAGGGUUGGAGCUUUCCCUCCGCGUGUGUGGACGCUGCGCAGCAGAGCAGUGGUGGUGUGGGCCGUGCGCUGGGCGGGUCACGUCGCUCAGGGCCUUGGAGAACGUGGAGGGUUGGAGCUUUCCCUCCGCGUGUGUGGACGCUGCGCAGCAGAGCAGUGGUGGUGUGGGCCGUGCGCUGGGCGGGUCACGUCGCUCAGGGCCUUGGAGAACGUGGAGGGUUGGAGCUUUCCCUCCGCGUGUGUGGACGCUGCGCAGCAGAGCAGUGGUCUGACAGAUCUGAUUACUUGUUUAGACACUGCAGCCAGUUUUUCGGAACCUGAGUUCAGUAAGUACUGCCCAGCGGGCUGUCUGCUUCCUUUUGCUGAGAUAUCCGGAACGAUCCCUCAUGGAUAUAGAGAUUCCUCGCCCUUGUGCAUGGCGGGUGUGCACGCAGGAGUGGUGUCAAACGUGCUGGGCGGGCAGAUCAGUGUCGUCAUCAGUAAGGGAAUCCCGUACUACGAGAGUUCUCUGGCCAACAACGUCACGUCUGUGGUGGGACACUUAUCUACAAGUCUUUUUACAUUUAAGACCAGUGGGUGUUAUGGAACACUGGGGAUGGAAUCUGGUGUGAUAGCUGAUGCACAGAUCACGGCGUCGUCUGUGCUGGAGUGGACUGACCACACAGGCCAAGAGAACAGUUGGAAACCCGCAAAGGCCCGGCUGAAGAAGCCAGGACCUCCUUGGGCUGCACUUGCCACUGACGAGUACCAGUGGUUACAAGUCGACCUGAACAAGGAGAAGAAGAUAACAGGCAUCGUCACCACCGGCUCCACCAUGGUGGAGCAUAAUUACUAUGUGUCGGCCUACAGAGUUCUCUACAGUGACGAUGGGCAGAGAUGGACCGUGUACAGGGAGCCUGGUGUCGAGCAGGAUAAGAUAUUUCAAGGAAACAAAGAUUAUCACCAGGAUGUGCGUAAUAACUUUUUGCCACCAAUUAUUGCACGUUUUAUCAGAGUGAAUCCUACCCAGUGGCAGCAGAAAAUUGCCAUGAAAAUGGAGCUCCUUGGAUGUCAGUUUAUUCCUAAAGGUCGUCCUCCCAAAUUCACUCAGCCUCCACCUCCUUGGAACAGCAACGACCUCAAAAGCACUACAGCCCCUCCAAAGGUAGCCAAAGGUCGUGCCCCCAAAUUCACUCAGCCGCUACAGCCUCGCAGCAGCCACGAAUUCCCUGCACAGACAGAGCAGACGACCGCCACGCCUGACAUCAGGAACACCACCGUGACCCCGCACGGGACCAAAGAUGUCGCCUUGGCCGCAGUCCUUGUCCCAGUGUUGGUCAUGGUUCUCACCACGCUCAUCCUCAUUUUAGUGUGUGCCUGGCAUUGGAGGAACAGAAAGAAGAAAACCGAAGGCACCUAUGGUUUACCUUCCUGGGACCGGGCAGGUAGCUCUUGGCUUUGCAUCUCUUUGCAUCAGCGGGAAGUCCCUCCCCUGCAGGUGGCAGUAGUGAAAGGCUGGUGGAAGGGAAUGAAGCAGUUUCUCCCCGCCAAGGCGCUGGAGCCGGAGGAGACCCCGGUGCACUACAGCAGCAGCGAGGUGGCCCACCUGAGCCCCAGGGAGGUCCCCACAGCGCUGCAGGCCGACUCUGCAGGCUGCGGCUGCCGCCCUCAGCGGCACGACCCCUGUGUUGACCGAUCCUGUCCUGUUGUGUGUGUUUUGCGAUAUCCACAGAGUAUGCGCAGCCGCUUGUGGGAGGGAUUGUGGGUGCCCUUCAUCAGAGGUCCACCUUUAAACCAGAAGAACGGAAGGAAGCAGGCUACGCAGACCUCGAUCCUUACAAUGCCCCGGUGCAGGAAGUUUAUCAUGCCUACGCAGAACCGCUUCCAGUCACGGGGCCUGAGUAUGCCACCCCCAUCGUUGUGGAUAUGUCGGGGCACCCCACAGCUGCGGUCACCCUGCCCUCCACGUCCACUUUCAAAGCUGCGGGGAACCAGGCUCCCCCCGGAGUGGGGACGUACAACACUCUUCUCUGCAGGACUGACAGCUGCUCCUCAGCCCGGGCCCAGUAUGACACCCCAAAGGCCGGGCCGCCGGGUCCGCGUGCCGCAGACGAGUUGGUGUACCAGGUGCCACAGAGCACGCAGGAGGGGGCAGGAGCAGGGAGGGGUGGCGAAGGCGAUGUUUUUAAAGAAAUCCUUUGAACACGAUGCUGCAUUUUACAAAGCGUUGUUUUAAAGCACAGGGCCUUUCUUGCGUUAGUGGUAGUAACGUGUAGAACGUGUUACGUGUCUGUCACAGAUGUGUUGGGGAAAUGUGAUGACCGAGGUACAGGAAACUACUAAUCUUGCCAUCUUGCUUUAAAAGCGUUAUUGUGGCAGUACUGCUUGCCUGUUAAAUUUUGAACAUCCUGUUUACUACUACUGUAAAACACUAUUUUUAAUACAGAAAAAGCUUCCUACUAUGCACUUCAAAGAAAUUGAAAUCACUGAGAGUAUUUAUUACCAGUGCUGCAGGUACAUUAAUGAACUCGAGACAGCUCUAAGUCUGACUGGCAGUAAUGCAUGGUACUGUUCUCGAAAUGUCUGAUGGCUUGAAGCUCUGCUCUGUUUGUGAAAGGUAGGUACUACCAUGAUUUCCUCUUCUAUCCCUGGAUUUUUUUUUUUUAAUACUUAGUGAUACAAUCAUUGUUUUGACUGCCAUCCUACACAUAGCCAUUUUCCCUUAGGAGGACCUAUCGCUGAGAAUUCUGGCUUGCAAUGAGCAGUGAUUGAUUUUUCACUUUUUGACACUCUUAAGAGCUUUAGCACUCAUGGUACAGGACUGGUCUCAUCUGUGCUUGUCCCGCGUGGGGCCCAUGCUUGUGUUUAUAAAACGUUGUUUUCUCAGUGGGUAGUAUUUGCUUUAUCAACCUCGUGAAUUCAGGUCUCCUCCUGUCUUUAAGUACUUCUCUGUGUGGAAACGGGAACCACUUCAGUUUAGAAAGCUCUGGGGGAGGUUCUCUCCCUCCCCCAACUUUAUCUGCACUGGGAUGUUUCCGAGGAGAGUUGUGAAAAGUCGGGGGUUCUAGGUGAACACCAUAAACAAGACCCGCUCCUGUUUAUUACAGUGAAAGGCAAAAUCGUUCCUCAGAAGUCAUAUAAAUCACCCUGAAAACAAGUAACCAGAAUUUACCCUCUUUGGUUUCAUAGAUAGAUUUUUCUUUGAAUCUCAAGGUACUUGAUUAAUUUUAGUCACAUUAAAAAAUAUUUUUUAAUUUCAGUUUUCCACGGUAAACUGUUACAAGAAAUAGAAAUGCAGCCUGUGUUCCUCAGCUGCGCAUGAGGGGUCCGGGUGGUGGAGGCAGGUGUCAUUCUUUCUUUCUCACCUAGACCACAGCUGGUGGGUGGAGCCUCCGCUGGGCUUGCCCAGAACUCAGGCUAGAUGGGUGGAAUAGAAACCGUCUGCAGUUUACUAGCCUGUAGUGUGAAAGCCAUCUUAAAACAUCUUUAAACUGGCGAGAUGGUAUGAGAAGCUGACCAUACGAUUAAAACGUAUAAAUGCCUUCUUCUGUAAACCUUGGUCUGUAGACUUGAUGUUGAAAUGUGCUCUGCCAUCAGGUCCUAGUUCUUUUCUUUUGGCCUGUGCCACCAGAUUGUCGUUGCCAGAAUUCGCUACACUUGACUAAAGAUGCAUGGUGUUCAUUCUGCUUGCUUCCGUGAGUGUUAUAACUGUUUAUUUCUGCAGCCUCCCUGCCUUCUGCUUGUAUGAUUUUGGUCUUAUUUUCAUUUGCUUUUCUUCUCCCAACCAACUUUGAGGCAUAAUUUUAUUCUGAAAAACCAAUACCUAUUUUGUUUCAAAAUACUUGAAACAAGAGGGACAGAUGUUGAACUUGUAAUAAAACAUAUAUGAGCGUGUAAGCACAUGUAUUAAUGUAGUCAUCCCCUUUCCAGUGGGAAGAGAGUAAACCAGUUGCUUUAUUUUUUUAUUCACCCUUAGCACACAGAAAAUAUGCUUUCCCUCAAAUCAUGUGCCUGUUUGAAGCUUUAAGAGAGAUGAUUUCAGUAGCUACUUCAUUUUCCCAAAGAUGUUUGCUCUAGUUGUGUAAUUGUGUGCACCUGAUUGUUUUUCCCAGCAAACUGUUUGAGAGGCCAGUGUUUUCUUAAGAAUGAUGCAUGUUUUAAGACUUGAUUCAGCUUGCCACUGUGCUGUCCUUAAACUACCAAUGAUUUUUACAAAACCUAGUUUUUACUACUUUUAUGUAUUUUACUUUCCAAGUGAAGAGCUGAGCCUGAUAGAAAGGGUUGUUCUUGUUUUGUACUUUUUCUUUUAGUCCAUUUGUUUUCAUAGUAGAGUUCUGGGGUUUUUUACUACGUUUAUAUGUCUGAUACAUGUACAGCUUUGGAGACAAUCAAGUAACAACUGAAAAUGUGAAAGUAACCAUUUUUUACAAAAUUCCUUUGAAUUUUUAUACUUUGAAACAUGUAAAAGACUUAAGUCACUGUGGUUUAUUGGAUUAAAUUUUCCUGUUAAUUAUAAAAAUAGACAGCAGUGCAGCAAAUGUGGCCCUUACAGGUUGCAUAAAAUCACACUGACUUCGCUGUUACUUGAUCUUAGGAACUAGCACAGUUUAAGAUAAGAUAUUGUGAAUGCUGAUUUAUAUUUUAUUAACAGCUAUAAAUCUAAAUAGAUCCUAGUGUAUGUGCAGGGUCUAGUCCAAUUAUUUAAGUUCCUGUUUCACUAUUUGCACUUUGCAUUGAACAGUGGGUUUAUUCGCUGAUGAAACGGUUCGAGUAGAGAAUUUAUACAGUAACUGAAAUUACAACGUUGUGUAUACACUUGCCCUCCCCCUAAGGAGGGAGCAGAAAAUGAGCUCAUCUAAAUACGAACAUGGCCGUAAUUCCCUGGAAAGUGAUAAAGCUUGAACUUCACUGUCAGUUGGAGAGCAAGAGGGCUGCUGAAACACCAUGUCCGAUGAUACAGUUAGAAAGAACCAGCAGAUUAUGUGGGACAGUGAAAGCUUUUUAAACCCUCUUGAGAGAAAUCCAGGAAGCUCUACCUAAAAAAAUUACCUGUUAGGUCUGUCUUUCGUUCUGAGCUUGAAGUCCCUGAACUGCAAAAUCUAACGAAGAGUUGGAUGGUUAUUAAAACACUUUUUAGGUCACCUGUGGCACCACUUCUCGUUUAAUCCAACUUGUGCCUAGUUUCUUCUUCAUCUCCUCCUCCUCCUUUUUUGGCACUGGGAAAGGUGAAAACAAACCUGUAUUGCAACACGUGUUGGAAAUGAAAACAGUGCGAGUGGCGCGAGAGGCUCCCAGAAUGUACUUUUCUUACCUCGGCACGUACUGUAGUCACUUGGUAUCUGUAUAUGUGGCUAGAAUUUAGAUUGUAUAAAUAGAUUUUAAUGUGUUUUUAAUAAAUUGUAAAUAUGUGUCUUGCUCAGA
Molecule: messenger RNA, 6662 nt
Organism: Equus caballus (horse)
Lineage: Eukaryota; Metazoa; Chordata; Mammalia; Perissodactyla; Equidae
Source: RefSeq, a predicted model, not a curated record